AUGACAGUUGACGACAGUGUCAUGCAGAAGCUGUGGAAGCUCACCAAUGAGCUUACUGCCCAGCUGGUGUUCAAUCGCAACGCAACUCUCGAACUCAAACAGCAGCUAGCUGAUCUCCAGGCCAAGACUGCCCAGGGAUCGGUAUCAGUGGCUCAAGAUAUCACCAUGUUCAGCAACCAAGAACAUGCGGAUGUCAGCCUGAGGAUAGCCAACGAGCGGUUGAUGGAGGAGAACGCCCAGCUUCAGGAACAGGUCCGCGAGUAUGAGCGGUGGAUGGAAUUCAUCAUGACUAAAUUUCGCUUGCAGAACGAACUCGCUCUGCAGCUGCAAGAGGAGAAUGCAGUCCUGCAGGCGCGUCUCGUAGAUGUAGGCGCUGUGGCGCGAAAGGCGAUCAACGAAGAGUAUUACAACACCGAGUCAGCCAUAGAGACACUGGAACUUGAGAACCGGGGACUUCGAGAGAUGCUCGGGAUAGCAGCGGAUCACAGGAUUCCCAUCGCCGUACGAGAUCCUGGAAACCGUGUAUCUUUCCCCAGCACUGGAUCAUAUGUCGCGUCGAGCGGCAGCGAUCAGGAACGGCGCCAGGGACACGGACGAAACGCGUCCUUCUCACCUGUUGACCAAUCAACUUCUGCCUUGGGAGCAUCAGAGUGGUCAGCGUCGGAGGUCGAGCCAUACAUGGUUACAUUUGAUACCUCCCGCACCAACACUGCGUCCAACUCAAAGAUGGCCUCGCCGCUGCUAGAGUCCACAAAGGACUUUAGUACUGAGCCUGAGCCAGCCUUUGCUCUUGAUACACCACGAGCAGCGACAACCACUGCAACAGCUACAGCUACAACCACAACGGCUUCUCCGGCUAAAAAGAAGACCGCCGACACUACAACUAAAGCUUCGACUGCCAACAGCAACAGCAACACAAGCCUGGCAAGGUCUACCUCAGGAGCCAACACGAACGCAAGCAGCAACAACUCGACUACCAAAGGAGGAAUGAUGAUCAACACGGGUGUCGCCACCAAGAAGAACGUCACUAACUCUAGCCAUCCUCCCAUCAGCAACUCGUCUGCACUCAAGACCAAGAAGACUCAGCGGAAACAAAAGGCAUAG
Messenger RNA from Linnemannia hyalina, 1104 nucleotides. NCBI's taxonomy places the organism in Eukaryota, Fungi, Mortierellomycota, Mortierellomycetes, Mortierellales, Mortierellaceae. The record is from the annotation of a GenBank genome assembly.